AUGGCACCAGCUACCCCGACCAAAGCGGACACCAAGUCAUCCGGAGGUGAAAAAGAUGUUGAGUUCCUCAUCGCUGUCCUGCAGUGCUUCGAGAACGAGCCUAAGGUUGACCUCGAGAAGCUCCGCGUGAUGACCGGCAUGGCCACCAAGGCAGCUGCCAAUACUAAGUGGUGGCGUGUACGUCAGAAGUACAUGCCCAACGCCGUCAGUCCGAAGAAGCGCAAGGGCGACACCGACAGCGACGCGGCUGAAGACGGCGAUGCGAAGCCCAAGCCCAAGACUCCUCGCAAGGCCCGCGUCAAGAAGGCAGAACCCGAGGACGAGCGUGAUACGGACAAGAGGUCUGCUGUGAAGAAGGAAUCGUCGGCCCUCAAACAUGAGGAUGAGGAUGAGGCUUAG
Microdochium trichocladiopsis is the source of this 399-nucleotide messenger RNA. RefSeq lists its product as uncharacterized. The transcript has 2 exons. The record is from RefSeq and is a predicted model, not a curated record. The coding region runs from base 1 to 399 and encodes 132 amino acids. Lineage: Eukaryota; Fungi; Ascomycota; Sordariomycetes; Xylariales; Microdochiaceae.